Messenger RNA from Aethalodelphis obliquidens (Pacific white-sided dolphin), 3979 nucleotides. It is a transcript of the gene CNGA3, whose product is annotated as cyclic nucleotide gated channel subunit alpha 3. The record is from RefSeq and is a predicted model, not a curated record. Gene Ontology annotation, cellular component: plasma membrane; intracellular cyclic nucleotide activated cation channel complex. Gene Ontology annotation, biological process: monoatomic cation transmembrane transport. The transcript has 9 exons. Gene Ontology annotation, molecular function: cGMP binding; protein-containing complex binding; intracellularly cAMP-activated cation channel activity. Bases 258 to 2378 code for a protein of 706 amino acids. Lineage: Eukaryota; Metazoa; Chordata; Mammalia; Artiodactyla; Delphinidae.
CGAGUGGCUUCUGCCUCUUCGGGGACCGCCUUUGAGGCUCCAGAGCCUCACCUGACUUUCGCAGAGAGAGGCGGGCAACCGGCUCCUUCCGCCACCUGAAGAGGAGGGUCCUGGGGCCCGAGAGUGUGGGAGGGAGUGAGGCCGGAGCUGCGGCCCAGAGCGGGGAGGAGACGCUCUGCCAGACGCAGGCGCGCCGCGGAGAGCUCAAACUUUGAAGUGGGCAACCACUCUGGAGCUGAAUGUGACAAAGCAAGAAGAUGGCCAAGAUUAGCACCCAAUACUCCCACCCUUCCAGGACUCACCACCUCGUGGUAAGGACCACGGACAGAGAUCUCGAUAGCAUUGAGAACGGCCUCAGCAGGACCCACUUGCCAUGUGAGGAGACACCGUCAGAACUGCAAGAAGGCAUCACCAUGGAGACCAGAGGACUGGCUGAAUCCAAGCGAAGCUCCUUCACCAGCCAGGGGCCCGCCAGGUUGUCACGCCUCAUCAUCUCGCUGCGUGCCUGGGCCGCCAGGCACUUACGCCACGAGGACCAGAGGCCUGACUCUUUCCUGGAGCGUUUCCACGGAGCCGAGCUUAAGGAGGUGUCCAGCCGCGAAAGCCAUGUCCAGAACAACGCGGGCAGCCAGGAGCCGCCAGACAGAGGGAGAAGUGACUGGCCCCUGGCCAGAAGCAACACCAAUGCCUGCAACAACUCAGAGAAGGAUGACAAGGCGAAAAAGGAGAAAGAAAAAAAGGAAGAGAAAAAGGAAAACCCAAAAAAGGAGGAAAAGAAGAAGGACACCACCGUGGUGGACCCCUCCAACAACAUGUACUAUCACUGGCUGACCAUCAUCGCCGUGCCCAUCUUCUACAACUGGUGUCUGCUUGUUUGCAGGGCCUGUUUUGAUGAGCUUCAGUCUGAGCACCUGAUGCUUUGGCUGGUCCUGGACUACUCAGCCGACUUCCUCUAUGGCUUCGAUGUGCUAGUCCGAGCCCGGACAGGCUUCCUGGAGCAAGGCUUGUUGGUCACGGAUGCUAACCGGCUGUGGAAGCACUACACAAAGACCUUGCACUUCAAGCUGGACAUGUUGUCCCUGGUCCCCACGGACCUGGCUUAUUUUAAGCUGGGCAUGAACUACCCAGAACUGAGGUUCAACCGCCUACUAAAGUUGGCCCGGCUCUUUGAAUUCUUUGACCGCACGGAGACGAGGACCAACUACCCCAACAUGUUCAGGAUUGGGAACUUGGUCUUGUACAUCCUCAUCAUCAUCCACUGGAACGCCUGCCUCUACUUUGCCAUUUCCAAGUUCAUUGGUUUCGGGACCGACUCCUGGGUCUACCCAAACAUCUCCAACCCAGAGUAUGGGCGCCUCUCCAGGAAGUACAUUUACAGUCUCUACUGGUCUACCUUGACCCUGACCACCAUCGGCGAGACCCCACCCCCCGUGAAAGAUGAGGAGUAUCUUUUUGUGGUCCUCGACUUCCUGGUGGGUGUCCUGAUUUUUGCUACCAUUGUGGGCAACGUGGGCUCCAUGAUCUCGCACAUGAACGCUUCGCAGGCUGAGUUCCAGGCCAAGAGUGACUCCGUCAAGCAGUACAUGCAAUUCCGCAAGGUGACCAAGGACUUGGAGACACGGGUGAUCCGGUGGUUCGACUACCUGUGGGCCAACAAGAAGACGGUGGAUGAGAGGGAGGUGCUCAAGUGCCUCCCCAACAAGCUGAGGGCCGAGAUCGCCAUCAGCGUGCACCUGGACACCCUGAGGAAGGUCCGCAUCUUCCAGGACUGCGAGGCAGGGCUGCUGGUGGAGCUGGUGCUGAAGCUGCGGCCUGCGGUGUUCAGCCCCGGGGAUUAUAUCUGCAAGAAGGGGGACAUAGGGAGGGAGAUGUACAUCAUCAAGGAGGGCAAGCUGGCUGUGGUGGCUGAGGAUGGGGUCACCCAGUUUGUGGUCCUCAGCGAUGGGAGUUACUUUGGCGAGAUCAGCAUCUUGAACAUCAAGGGGAGCAAGUCGGGGAACCGCAGGACGGCCAACAUCAGGAGCCUCGGUUACUCGGACCUGUUCUGCCUCUCCAGGGACGAUCUGAUGGAGGCGCUCACUGAGUACCCUGAGGCCAAGAAGGCGCUGGAGGAGAAGGGGCGGCAGAUCCUGAUGAAGGACAACCUGAUCGACGAGGAGCUGGCCAAGGCCGGGGCAGACCCCCAGGGCAUCGAGGAGAAAGUGGAGCAUCUGGAGUCCUCCCUGGACACCCUGCAGACCAGGUUUGCACGGCUGUUGGCUGAGUACAGUGCCGCCCAGAUGAGAGUGAAACAGCGGCUCAGCCAACUGGAAAACCAGGUGAAGCUCGGCCUCCCGCCUGACGGGGAUGCUCCACAAACAGAGGCCAAACAACGGUGAAGACACAGAGGUCUGUCUCCCGCUUCCCAGAGCCAGCUGUCAGUGUGAUGCUGCACGGCGCGGGACUUGGCCGGGGUUGAAUUCCAGCUUUCCUUACCCUUUGCGAGCUGCAUGGCCUCAGUGUCCUCAUCUAGAAAAUGGGACUCUUUACAUCUGCCCCCGUUAAGUGGCAGGUUGCUGUGAGCUCCACAAGAAGCACUGCGUGCAGCAGGGCUUUGUAAAGUGUGAGGUGUCCCCUGCUCAAGAGGAUGAAAGUGUGAGCACAAAACUCUUUUAAUAUUUAUCCCCGGGGAGUUUUUAGACUUUUGAACUUCAUUUUUUUAUUUUAUAAGUGGAAGAUGAUUUAGUCACCCACCCGCUCCUGCCCCUCACUUCACCCCCUUCUGCUGAGGGAGAUGUAACAGAAUCUGAAGUACAUGUGGUAACUCAAAUUCAAUACAUGAGACAGUCUGGGGCUUGUUUCUGACUCUGGUAUAUCCUCGUGUGCUCUUUGGGAUCCUAGAAACCCUGGCCAUUGGUGCUGCAACAAGCACAAGGGAUAAAGCCAGCUCUCCCCAGCUGAGGUCACUUCGAGUCUGAGAAGCAAAUCCAGGCUCCCUGCCGUCCAGCUGCUGUGAAACCAGAAUCUGUUUCAUAGAAAAGAGCAUCUCCGUUAGGGAAAGAGACAUCUGCUAACCCGCCAGAGGGGUUCAAAGACAACCUCUCUCUUGGUACCUGAGUCAGGGUUCUGGGGCAGCCUGUUCUGACUUGGUGGGGAGAGUUAUGUGGAGGGGAAAGGCUCCCAGGUUGGAGGUUGGAAUGGGGUCCUAAGCCAAACAAGCUGACCACUAGGACUUUUAGGAGAUGCGACCCUUAGGUCAUGUCUUUGCAAACUGCUCCUUGACCCCUGAAGAGGAAGCCUUGCUGUCCCUUGGAAUUACAUCCUGAGGCAAAGCUCUUAGCUGGAAAUGUGCAGAGUGUAGAACCUAGCUCUUUUUGUCUAAUCCAGUAAAUAGUAUUGCAUUAACAUUUUAUAUAAGGUAUCUCUAGAUUUGGGUUCUAUGUUUGUGAAUUAUUACCUUAACGGUCCAUCCUUUGCUUAAUACACAUUGUAAAUUACCCAAAGACGAGUCACGCUCCUGAUGCAGAGAAGCCGUAUAUGUAGGUUUUCCUGAUCCUCUUUUCCAUCAAUCUCUCUGUCUCUGUGUCCCCUUCUUCUUCCUUCUUUCUCUUCUGUUUCUUCUCCUCUUCUUUCUUCCUGUUCUCUCUUGUUCUCAGACAAGAUGCUCCAUUUGCUUUGAAGUCUCUGUGGUCCACUCUUAUAUAAUCCAUGUUCUACAUAACUCGGCCCUAAUGUAGUUCAUCCAAAAGGUGCUGCCUUUUCACGUAUGUAUUUUGGAUUUACAUGGGUCUCUUCUGGUUUUUACUAUGGACCAUUUGACCGUUUUAACUUUCUAAAAGGAAUUUCAAAGGCCUAUUAAAGGAAAGUGUGAUCCAAGCUCAUAUCAACAGCAAAAUGUAACUAGCAACGUGUUAUCAAAAUGCAUAUAUUUUAAAAAGCCUUUUGACUAUUAAUUUUGCCUACAUUCAUGUUUGCACAGGAAAAAUAGAGACCUGGAUUU